UAUCGGUUCAGUUAUACUUUGACCGUGCGCGUGGGUAGACGUCGCCCGUCGACGCGAAAUACUUCGAUUGACGUCGCGCUGUUACAUAAAAAUACUACUUGCUACUGUUUUUCUUUAAUCAACAUUAGUCAAAAGUGCAUUUCUAAAUCAUUCCAUAACUUGUAUAUUUAUAUUUUUUUAUCAAGAAAGUGAAAAGUCAAUUUGGGUACAGUCAAAUUAUGUGAGAAGACUAUCGAUAAUAUAUUGAUUUUUCGGCAUCUGUAUUUCGACUUGUUUCUGUGUGACGUGUGUUACGUAAGAUUCCGUUCAAAAUUGAACGUUUAAGUGCAUUGAAUUGGACUGGUGAUGUAGGGAGAGCUGGUGAUAAAAUGGAUACGAUGAUAAAUAUGUGGACGGUGGUGGAGCAUGUCCGGGUGGCCAGCAGCGCCGCUGAGCUGGCCAUCUUCACCGCUAUACUCUAUUGGUUCUUUACUUCGAGCCGCGUAGCUGACAUGUUGGAAGUUGUGGGGGAAAGAGUGGGCGGAUGGUGCGGUGGUGUUCGCGAAUCGAGCUCAUUGAGACAAGUGGCGCGCGCGCGCCGCCGUCAAAACCCAGAUGUUUAUGCCAAACUUGACAAUGAACUUGCUACCAGAGCAUCGUCACUGUAUCGCCUCAAAGAGGGUCCGCAAGUUCCGCCGCCGCAGCCGGAGACGAGACCGCCGGCCGGUCUAGCCUGUUCACGAUGCGCCCCGCUAUCUAGGGACUCGUGGAAGGAUCCCAAGACUGAGGAAUUGGGGUCAGUGAUCAACAUAUUAAAUAUCGGCAGGCAGACAUUCGCCAAUGGUGGCGUGGUGUCGCGUUAUCUCUGCGAUUUGGCUCAAUGUGUGCACCUCAUCAAGUACGACUACAAGGAUGUUUUGCCUAGUGUCAUGAAGGAUGAACAUUUUCAACGUGCAAUAGAAGAUACGACCCGUGAAGAACUUAAGACUACGGCCAACGGCAAACAUGCCGGUGAGAAAACAUACGCCAGUGUAAGGAAACGCGUUGAAGCACAUGCGAUGAAAGUGCUGCAGGACAUAUCGUCGUCGAUGUCCAAUAACGUUCUGAGGCUGGUGGCGUGGCUGUGCCACAAGGCGGUGCGGCGCAUCGCGGGCGGCGGCUGCGGCACGCGCUCGGCGUGCGUGGAGCGCCUGCGCCGCGCGAAGGCGGCCGGCCUGCCGCUCGUGUUCGUGCCGCUGCACCGCUCGCACUUCGACUACAUCCUCGUCACCUUCACGCUCUACCUGACCGGGCUGCGGCCGCCUCUGGUCGCCGCCGGGGACAACAUGAGGAUACCCUUCUUCGGGUGGUUCCUUCGCUGUUGUGGUGCAUUCUUCAUCCGACGAAGAGUCGACGGUUCUGAAUACCACGGUGACCCUGUAUAUAAAUCUGCUCUUAGGGCGUAUAUCUUAAACAGUCUAUCGGCUAAUAACAAUUUAGAAUUCUUCAUCGAAGGCGGACGCACGAGAACUGGAAAGCCACAGUUACCUAAAGCUGGCAUUCUCUCGGUGAUAUUGGACGCGUACCUCGACGGUACAAUCGACGACGCUCUACUCGUACCCGUGACGCUGAACUACGACCGAUUGGUGGACGGGAACUUCGUACGAGAACAAUUGGGCAUGCCUAAACAGAUGGAAACGUUCUGGUCGGCAUUCCGCGGUAUUUGGAGGACUUUGAAUACGAAUCAUGGCAGUAUUAGAGUGGACUUCAAUCAGCCGAUAUCUCUUAAGGAGUUGGUGACGUCAUUCCAGAAGUACAACUAUUUAAAAGCUCCCGUCGAGAUGCCACUAACGCCUCUCAACAACAAUCUAGCCGUGAAUCUAGAUAGGCAAAUAUUAUACAAUCACAGUCAUAGCAGUCUGUUCGGGGCCGACGUGAGCACGGAGCAAAAGAUGAUGGUCGAGGCUAUUGGCAGACAUCUUGUAUACGAUGCGGCUCAAUCGACAGCUCUAAUGUGCACGAACGUGGUCUCGUACGUGCUUCUGACAGAGCAGAGGAAGGGCUGCAGCCUGUCCGUCCUGCAGGCCAGCGUGGAGGCACGCGGGAGGGCCCUGAAGCUGGCGGGCCGAGACCUCGGCUACACUGGAGAUUCGCAUCUCGUCGUCAAAAGAGCGCUGGACACACUGGGCGCGGCGCUGGUGCGCGGCGCGGGCGCGGGGGGCGCGGGCGCGGCGCGCGAGGUGCGCGCGGCGGGCGCGGUGCCGGCGGCGCUGGAGCUGGCCUACUACGCCAACGCGCUCGUCGCGCACUACGCCGCCUCCGCCGUGCUGGCAACAGCAUUAGAAAGCAUUGUACACAACAAGAACACAGAGGAAGUGACCGUGAGACAUUCGGAACUGAUGGAAGCGGCGCUCCAGCUCAGCGAGAUAUUAAGCCAAGAGUUCAUACUCUGUGCGCCUUGCACCAGGAUAGAGGAAAGGCUAUUGGAGGCUUUAAGAGAACUUAUAUCCCAGGAAAUACUCGUUGAAACACAGACGCCUGAUGUAUUACAAGAGCAGCGUUGGUCACAAAAGUUCGCUCGGACGUUUGACGACGAGGACGACGACCGACCAGACCCCACGCGACUCAUCAAAUACAAACUGUCCAAGACCCCGGAAGCGAUUGCUGAGAGACGUCGUCUACUGCAAACGAUCCGGCCCUUAUUGGAGGCGUAUUCGGCUACGUGUCGCGGUUUGCGGGAUGCCCCUCAAAAGGAACUUGUGGGCUCCACAUUGGACUCCUUGCUGGAGAGCUUCGCGCAGAACAAGAUGAUUUACGGUGAAGCAGUUUCGACUGAUGCUAUAAAGAAUUGCCUCCGUCUCCUACGUCAGUGGGGCGUCAUAGAGAUGUACACAGACAAUCGGGAGAGAAAAGUACGGAUAUGUCCGUUAUAUAAGAACAAAAGCAAUAUUGACGAUAUUUGUGCUAACAUACACAAGUUCAACAUUGACACACCGUUGCUCAAGUGACAACAAGUGAAGUGAAGUGAUUUGAAGUGAAAUGACAAGUGUAGAGUGUUAUUAUAAACCAGUUUAGGCACAUUGGAAAUAAGCUACAUUCGUAAUGGUGAAGUUAUUUUUAAUAUAUUUUUUAUUUGGCAUAUUGAAAUACAUAUAGAGAGUUCUUUUGUAAAUGUAGUACUUAAGUACUAAGCUAACGAGUGAUAUAAUAAAAUGAUUGCAAUGUUAUAUGUUAAGAUAAUCGAGGAAUCUCACGAAUGUUGCAUUUAUUUCGUAAAAAAUAGAUUUAAAUGAAUUUCACUUAAAGCAAUAUCUCUUUAUAAAGUUUACGUUUAUCGCACAAAAUACAAUUUAAAAAUUUGUUCAAAAUUUCAGAAUUAAAUUAUAAAUCUGCUGUUUAAUAUUCCAUUUUAAAAUGAAUAAAAUCACAUUAACUUUGGGAAUAUGUCUCUAUACUAUAGAUAAUCAGUUUAUUCAAAUUAAAAUGAAAAUUAAAGCUAAGGCAAAGCUUGUUUUGUUUUGGUUAAUAUUUGUUUUUCAAUGUGCCUGUAUAAAAAUUAUUAACUGGCUGUGUAACAAUACUUUCCAGUGAUUCUGACGUGGUUACGGCGGUUUUUGUGAUCUAGUAUAAGAUAACUAUAUAUAAAGCUUGUCGCAGUCGUCUGUCAUUCGUUCGUAUAUCAUUUUAUAGGGAUACUUAGAGACCUAUUCUGAACGAAAAUUAAAUACAAAACACUACUACUACUAAUAAAUGUUUAUCAUGAAAGAUGCAGUGUUCUGUGUUACUUUCUUUUAUGAGUAACUUGUUUAAGAUGUUAUUUAGAAACUGUAAAUUAUGGAAAAAUAUCAGCGUUAUAAGAAUCAUUGUUACAUCUAGAGCUGAUAAUUGCAAUUUAGUUUGCAAAAAUGUAAAAAUCAAAUCAGAAAAAUGCAUGUAAAAACAAGGUUAUAUAAAAAAAAAACAUUGAGUAAUUAGUCUGUUACUACAACACUUAUGGCAUGGUUACUGAGGCGAUCCGUAAUUGUUAUUAUUGUCGUAAAAUCUGUACGAAAGAGCACUUUAAGCAACCGCUUAGUGUCUCUAAGUUUGGCGGUCAGUAAUUCGUUGUUUUAAGCAAUUUUAUUUGCUGCAUUAAUAAUUAGAAAACAACGGAAAUGCAUUUUAUUUAUUUCGUAAAUCAGCUAUUCUAACUUUUAUACUUAACAGGAUUCAUAAAGUGAGUGAAUAUAAUUAUUAAAUGAUACGCGAUAGACUUAAAUAAAACAGUUAGCUGAUCACAUCUUGUAUAUAGAUUGGAGACUUUGUCCUUGAGUUUGAAAAAAAAAUAAUAUGAAUAUUUUGUGAAUUCGUUUCUAUGAACCAAAAGUAGAAGGUAAGCAAAAGUAUACUAUAUAAAUUUAGUAAGUAAGUAGUACAUAGUCAAGUUACUAUAUUUAGCAUUUGCUUUACAGAGUUAGUCAGUAAAGAUUCUAAAGUGAUUGGAAUAUUCUAUUAAAAACAAACAAUUUCACAGUUUCUAAGUCGAUAAAACAUUUUGUAGUUAACGUGUAUGGGCGACAUGUGUUCAUUUUUUUUUAUUUAUUUAUUCUUAUGUAACAUCCAUAUGUACAUGCUACAAAAAUGUAAAAUAUAUCCUUAAAACGAGUGGAAUAAAUGAAUUCCUUUAUAUAAA
Vanessa tameamea is the source of this 4630-nucleotide messenger RNA. It is a transcript of the gene mino, whose product is annotated as glycerol-3-phosphate acyltransferase 1, mitochondrial. The transcript has 17 exons. Lineage: Eukaryota; Metazoa; Arthropoda; Insecta; Lepidoptera; Nymphalidae. Gene Ontology annotation, biological process: fatty acid metabolic process; phospholipid biosynthetic process; glycerol-3-phosphate metabolic process. The record is from RefSeq and is a predicted model, not a curated record. Gene Ontology annotation, cellular component: mitochondrial membrane. Gene Ontology annotation, molecular function: glycerol-3-phosphate O-acyltransferase activity. Bases 369 to 2966 code for a protein of 865 amino acids.